Molecule: messenger RNA, 589 nt
Organism: Paramecium sonneborni
Lineage: Eukaryota; Ciliophora; Oligohymenophorea; Peniculida; Parameciidae
Source: the annotation of a GenBank genome assembly
AUGUAAUAAGAUGAUAAAAAUAUUGAUUUCAUUCCUGUUCCAAAAAAAAAUUAAAUUAUAGUUCCAUAUGAUUUUAAAUAGGAAAAAUAUGAUUUAACAGAUAAUGAUCUCAAAAUACUAUAGAAAUAUUUUUAAGAGUAAGAUUAUAUUCACUAUUUAAAUAAGAAAAGCUAUUCUGAAACAAAUGCAGAAAGAUUUCAAUCAAAAGAAGAGUUUGAACCCCUAUAAAAAAUCUUGUAAAAAAGUUCUAAUUCAUAUUAAUAUUUAGAUUACUUUGAAAAUAAUAUUACAUCUUCUAAGUUUUUUGAUUCUUCUAUCACUUAUUUACCUUUGGAUUGGAUUAUUCAUUGUUGUUUUAGCAGAUCCAAUCAUAAUGACUAUGUAUGGUUAUUUAGUGCCGUAUUUAAGUUGGUAUAAAGGAAUACGUCUGGGUGUUGAAUUAAUUAUAGAUUAUGGAAAGUCUAGACCAUUAUAAAGCUAUUUAAAAUCAAUGAACAAAAAACAUUUUGGCAGUAAAGGAAUUUAAUGGAAUGUUGGAGGAGGAGGAAAAUGGAUUCAGAUAGAUUAUUUGAUACACUUGAAAAAAUGA